Messenger RNA from Acomys russatus (golden spiny mouse), 696 nucleotides. RefSeq names its product testis expressed 54 (gene Tex54). Bases 273 to 554 code for a protein of 93 amino acids. NCBI's taxonomy places the organism in Eukaryota, Metazoa, Chordata, Mammalia, Rodentia, Muridae. The transcript has 2 exons. The record is from RefSeq and is a predicted model, not a curated record.
CUUUUAAAAAUGUUUUUGCAGACAGGUUUCUUUGUGUAACAGUCAGGCUGUCCUGGACUUGCUUUAUGUAGACCAGGCUGGCCUCGAAUUUAGUGGCCUCUGCCUCUGCUGGGAUUAAAGGCAUGCACCACCACUCAGGGUGAGAGCCUGAACCUUUUGUGAUUGGAGAAAGGAAAGAGGGCUUGUGGGUGGGAGACCUGACGUCACAAAAGCUGGGCCCAGAGCUAAGUAGGCUGAGGAGGGCAGUAGAGUCCUGUGCCACCAUUGGGGCCAUGGGCUGCUGUCAAGACAAGGACCAUCAGACCUCUGAUGAGCACGCAAGGGAAGACAUGAAUGAGGGAGGCACCAACAUUGACUUGGACAACACAGGCCGCCGUAAACAAAGAUCUAACGAAAGUAUUCUGAUCACCGUGCUGUGGCGCAGGCUAUCCAUGUUCAGCCGUCGGGGGUCCUCACGGUCAGGCAAAAGGCUCUCAGACCUGACUCAAAGGCAGGACAGUCAGAUCCAGGAGCGCAAACGUGAAGGAAGCCACAAGGAACCAGAAAAGGGCUGACUUGAACCCUGGUCUCAGUCCUCCCCAACAUCCAGAGAAUAAAAUUAAUACUGUGGACCUGCCCAAAACACUCUUGCUUCGGCUUCCAGCUCCGUAGUAGACCCGGCCGCGGGCUCUUUAAGGCUCCCCUAGCCCAGCCCCC